GAGUCACUCAAAGUUACAGAUUUGGAAACGCAGUUAAACAUUUUAUUUGUGAUCUGCUUGCGGACCACUAGGGGUCACUCACGGGCCACUGAUGGGAUGCCAUCUAGCUGAAAUCCCCCAUUUGUCCUGUUCCAAUUUUUAUUCUUCCCCGACACUUAACAUGGAACAUGCCGGCAGGGAUGUUCCAUGUGACACGUUUUGUGUCCUGGCCCCCGGUGGUGACCAGGGAGCGAAUCUCGGAUGAAACAAACUUUUACUUUGAAAGUGAAGCGGGAAUCGUUGUUCCGCUCUUUUCCCUGCCUCUCUCUCUUGAAGCACUGUGGUUUAAGGCUGGUGUGACAUCCACUCCUUACUCCGCAGUCUGUGCUGCUCAGUGUGCGACACCAGCCAGUGAAGAGAAACUGCGGCGCAACAGCAGAUAUCUUCUGUUAGGAACGAUUAUCGUGCUGGGAAUUGUGGUUGUCUUCCUUGAGAUGGACCAGACUGAGGAAUCGGGUUUGAAUUCAUACUCUGACAACAGCGACUGGUGGAGAGCCAUGGUCGACAAAGUGUUCAGCGAGGACCAUCAAACAGACCCUGUGAAUGUUUUGGAUGCUUGGAAAUCCAACUACACUCCACCAACCUGGAAACCAGAGUUUAAGGGAUGGGCCAAUCUGCACGCCUUUGAAGACUGGUGUGGCACUUCUACAGCUUCCCUCCGCAAGAACGGGCACUACCCGCUGUAUCCUCAUACUAGGACUACGGUGAAGAAGUUGGCCGUCAAUCCUAAGUGGAGCAACUACGGUCUCAGGAUAUUCGGUUAUCUACACCCAUACACCGACGGAGAGUUUGUGUUUGCCGUGAGCUCUGAAGACAACUCUGAAUUUUGGCUCGGCACAGAUGACUCUCCCCUCAAUGUAAAGUUAUUGGCAUGGGUUGGAAAGACUGGCACAGAGUGGGCAGUCCCCGGCGAGUUUGACAAGUAUGCCAGUCAGACCUCUGGACCAAUUAUGCUGUCUGCCCAGAGGAAGUACUUUUUUGAAAUUCUCUAUGUGCAAGACGACAAAGGGUCUGGCCAUGUGGAGGUGGCGUGGAAGCUCCUGAACCAAAGCUCUGGGUUCACUGUUAUUGAUUCCAAUCACAUCUCCCUCUAUGCUAGUGAGACUGGCUUGUUACCGUCUGAUGUCUCCACCAUACCAGAGACAGCUGCAAGCCACCAUCGCAUCCCCUCAAAACAGCCCGGUGCAACAGCAGACAUGUUGAGGGAAGACCCUCGUGACACUUUCUACCGAGUGCCGUUGGUCAGCAGCAGUUUCCUUAAGGGUGUUCUGCCCGAUUGCUCGUACACACCGAGCUACACACUCAAAGGCGUACGUCUGUCCCGCUACCAAGGAGUUCGGAUUGUCCGCUUGUCCUACAUCUACCCCAAUGACUACACCCGACUCACACACAUGGAGCCAGACGACAACUGCUUCUACCCGGAGCAACCCAGUGUCAUGAAGACGAACGGUUUCUCUAGAUAUCUGAUACCAGACAGUCCUCAGGAAAAAAGUACCACAGAUUCUGCAAAACCACUGCAAGAUGAGGAACAAGAUUCUGAUUUAACGGGAACAAAAUCAGUGCUGAAUGAUACAAAAGAUCAUAUUGUCAGGAGGAGAAAAUCAGUGUCAGAUGACAAGGAAGUUUUUCCUAUCCGGAAGAAAAAAUCUCUGUUAGAUAACACAGAAUAUUUUCCUGUCCGGAGGAGAAAAUCGGUGUUAGAUAACAAGGAAGAUUUUCCUGUACGGAGGAGAAAAUCAGUGUUUCAUGACAAGAAAGAUAUUGGCUUCCAUAAGAGGAGAUCGGUGUUUGAUGACAAGGAGGAUUUUGGUUUCCGAAGAAGAAAAUCAAUGCUGAAUGAUGAGGAAGAGUUUGACGCUGAAGCCGAUCAAAAAGAAAUCUGGCCGGGCCUGAGAAAUAACCCCCUUUUUUCAGAUACAUAUAACAGAAAACACCUUCGGGAAAAGGAGAUAGAGAAGAACAUGCCUCUACAACUUAAUGUAAAAGUGAGCAUCCCCACAGCGAAGGUGAUGAUGAGAGGCAGAAUUAGGAAAAAACGGUCAGAAGAAGAAAAAAGUGCUGUGCCAGUGAUGAAUUGGAACGAUACAUUCCAGGUCAACUAUCAGGACCCUCAGGAGCUGCGAUCGGAUUAUGUGAACUUUGAAUGCUUUUUGGUGGGCAACAUGCAGCUCUCAUCCAGUGAGGCUCUGCCCCUGGUCAAGGCUUUCAUGGUCAAACUCGAGGCAAAGCACCCUGGGCUGUUCAAAUUGGUGCGUGUGAUUAAUGUGGUGAGGCAUGUGGAUGAGGUGAGGGGCAGCCGGUACCUCCUGGAGCUGGAGGUAAUAGAUACGACCGGCAAGCUGCUGCGCCUGUCGCACUACAUCUACACUCUGAACAGCAGCAGCAGGCGUCGCCGCAGGGACACGACUGCCCAGGAGCUGAAACCUCAGCCUUUGCUGUGUAACCCGGUGGGCUUCCAGUGGAAUCCAGCUGCUACUGUUCACAUCAUAGUACCAGUGAAAAACCAGGCUCGGUGGGUGCAACAGCUGAUCAAUCAAAUGGAACGAUUGUUCAAAGAGACUCAUGACACCAACUUCAAUCUCAUCAUCACAGACUACAGCAGCUCCGACAUGGACGUGAAGAAGGCUCUUGAGAAGUCCUCACUGCACAGAUACGACUACUUGAAGCUGAGUGGAAACUUUGAGCGCUCUGCUGGGCUGCAAGCGGGUGUUGACCUCAUAAAGGAUAAACACAGCAUUGUGUUUCUCUGUGACCUCCACCUCCACUUCCCCUCCAACAUUAUUGAUGCCAUCAGGACGCACUGUGUGGAGGGAUACAUGGCCUUUGCUCCAGUAGUCAUGAGAUUGGACUGCGGGGCUGCGCCAUAUGAUGCCAGAGGUUUCUGGGAGAUCAAUGGCUUUGGCCUGCUGGGGAUCUAUAAAUCAGAUCUGGAGGCAGUGGGAGGAAUGAACACCAGGGAAUACAAAGACACCUGGGGAGGAGAAGACUGGGAGCUCCUCGACAGGAUCCUCGAGGGGGGACUGGAUGUGGAGAGGAUCUACCUGAGGAACUUUUACCACAACUAUCACUCCAAACGUGGCAUGUGGGUGACGUAGGUGUCGUGACAAGGUCGCCUGUGGCCGCACCAUGACCAUGGUCGUCACGGUUACAACCACGGCAACCAGGGCACUUUAAGGCCGCAGCGUGAUUCCUGCUACAUGCUGCUGACUGACAGAGAAGGUGAUAUCAGAUUCGAUGAAGCUGCGGUGAAAGGCAGCAGUGAAGGUCAUUUUUAAGGAUAUACUACUGAUAAAACUCCUGCCAAAGAGUUUAUGUCACUGGAUGUACUGUUGAUUACUAAGAGGGUACUGGUCAAUGAGUGUGUGAUAUUGCAUAUGAAGAUAAUGCCGUGCAUCAGGAUGAUCUGCACUGCCGGCUGCAGGGAAAGGACAUGAUCCAAAGACAAAACAUAAAUUAAAUGACAUUGCCCAGUAAAUGUAAUGAAAUUAAGUGUCCUUGAUCAUAAAGAUUGCAAAUCUUGCACAAGAGUCUUAACUGAGAAAAAUUAUGAAAAACUUUUAUCUUUAUUUUAUGAUUAUUAUUUUUUUCAAUUUGAGUUUAAUGUUAUUUCUACAAAUGGUCAAUUGCACCUCAGUUUAGUGCCUUCCCCUGUUUGUACUCAUUAAUGUUGAUUGUGCCUUUUAUUGUGACUGUUAUUCAGGUACUGGAGCCUCACAGGAGUGUUUUAACAGAUGACAGUUAAUUAUUUAAGUUAUUGGCACAAUUCAUGUAAAUCAAAAAAUGUGUCCGCCAAUUCUCCCUUCACUUCCACUUACCAAAGACAAUAUUUGAAAAAGUGGAUAGAGGGACCUCUACUGGAGGAUAUUUAACAUGUUCACAUGUAAAGUUACGGGCAGUUGCAGUCAGCAACUAGUUUUACUGAAAUCUGUGUCCAAAAAGCUUCCUCUUCUAGUCGUGGGAAAUGAAAAAUGACUUUGAAUAUUUAUCCUGUUUUAUUGUUAUUAAGACAAAUGGCAGCAUUUUCUUAUUGUUCACAUUCCGAUUUAAGAAGCUUGUUCUCUACUUUGUUUCUUGUCAUAAAAGGAGAUAAAAACACAAAAACACAAUUGCUUCUCUGGUGCUAGGCUUUGUUCUUGGUUUUGAUUUCUGACACUGCAAAUAAUUGUUUUAUUUAAUUUAUUUAUUUUGUAUACUUUUUGAUUUCCUAAAGCCCUGUUGUCCCCUGUUAUCCUUUACUACUCUAUCAUCUCUUACUUUGUUGUCUUCAGAUAUACCUCAUUCCUCUUGUUGUGCUGGGAGUUUACCUGCAACCUGAAUCUCUUUUCUCAGGGACUGUAUAUUUUAAAUGUUUCACAACCUUGACAAAUCUGAAGAAUAAAUCUAUUUGAGUUCA
Molecule: messenger RNA, 4432 nt
Organism: Acanthopagrus latus (yellowfin seabream)
Lineage: Eukaryota; Metazoa; Chordata; Actinopteri; Spariformes; Sparidae
Gene: b4galnt3b
Product: beta-1,4-N-acetyl-galactosaminyl transferase 3b
Exons: 21
Coding region: 168-3134 (988 amino acids)
Cellular component (GO): Golgi cisterna membrane
Molecular function (GO): acetylgalactosaminyltransferase activity
Source: RefSeq, a predicted model, not a curated record